Messenger RNA from Eupeodes corollae, 16283 nucleotides. It is a transcript of the gene Sdb, whose product is annotated as titin. Gene Ontology annotation, biological process: microtubule anchoring. The record is from RefSeq and is a predicted model, not a curated record. Gene Ontology annotation, molecular function: microtubule binding. NCBI's taxonomy places the organism in Eukaryota, Metazoa, Arthropoda, Insecta, Diptera, Syrphidae. The transcript is spliced from 5 exons. The coding region runs from base 388 to 16164 and encodes 5258 amino acids. Gene Ontology annotation, cellular component: centriole; axonemal microtubule; cytoskeleton.
UUCCAACCGAGUUGUGUGUCGGUCAUCUUUUAGUUCGCUUAAGCAUUUUUGCCUUUUAACCCGAUUUAUAAUUAUUAUACACUGACAGACCUAUACAUAAAUACAUAUACAUUCCUCCAAUUAAGACUAAUUGUUGAGUCUGCGGUUCGUGUGAUGGUAGAUUCUUAUGUGACGUUGUGAAAUUUAGUUCAAUCUCGAGUGAAUAAAACAAGUUCAUGUUUUACAUACAUACAUGGUGAUUUUUUUAUUAUUAAAGUGAAGCAAUAAAAUAAUUAUACUAAAUUUUAAGUUUUAAUAUUAUAAAAUACCUAUACGCAGAAAGAUAAAUAUACAUAUUUAUUCAAAUAUAUAUAUAUUAUUACAUUUUUAACUAACUAGAAAAAAAAGAUGGUGUCGAAAAGCACUAAGAAAAAAACCGGUAGUAAUAGCGGUGAGCAAGCACCAACUGAGAUUUCGAAAAUGUCGGGACAAUCUGCUAACGAAACAACCUUAAAAUCCACAAUCGAUAAAAAUAAACAUUCCGAUCAAAACGUAUCAGCAAUAACUAAAAGCAAAAGCAGCAGUCGAACGACAAAAUUUAUGCAUCAACAACAAAAAUCAUCGACUUCAACUUCGACUGAAAUUUCGACAGUAUCUACUGGUUUGUCAGAACCACAAAUGAUUUCCGGAGAAAUUUUAACUAGUGACAAAGCUUUGAGUGGAGAUGGUGUUAAUUUACCAUCAACCUCAGGAACGGGAAUGUCCUUGACAUCAGAUAAUCAAAGUUUUAAGUCCAUUUCGAAUACUGGCAAUAAUAAAGAAGGACUCACAGUAAUUUCAUCCGAAUCAAAAGAAAACACUUCACAAUCAGCUUCUAAAUUAGUAGAAAUAGAAAACCAAGGAAUGAAGACUAUUUCUUCAUCCGAUUCAAAAUUUCAAAAGUCUCAUGAAUCGAGUUUUAAAUCAGAGAGCACAGGGCCAACGACAAUAAUUUCGGGCAAGAAUAACGAACAAUCCAUAACUGGCAAGGAGUUUUCCACUUUUUCAACAAAAUCAGAACAACACAAAUCGUCGUCGAAGAGCUCCAAUACAAUCAUGAGUGAGAAAGUUUUACUAAGCGAAGGUGCCACUUCAACGACUGAUACAUCGGGCAGUGUCCUUUCAAACAUAAAAGAGGAAAGUUCAAAAUCUAUGAAUUUCAUGAGUACCGAACAACAAUCUUCACACUCGCACAGCGAAUCUAAUACGAGUACAUUCGAUCAGCUUGCUACUACCGAUGCAACCUACACUAACUCAAAAGCUCAUUCAUCAUCAUCAUCAUCUACUGUUCAACAAUCGACAUCAUCAGCAAAUAUACUUGCCUCCUCUUCCAGCAGCACCUCCAUUUCCAACAGGUCCUCUGCAUCAUCGACUUUGAUUUCGAAUGAAAAAAAUAUUUUACAGCAACAGCAACAGCGCAAGUCUAAUAAUAAUAAUCAACUAACUUCAAGAAUCGAAUCAUCAGAAUCGAUUGCAAAGGAACAAGUUUUCGACCACAAAACUAAAACCUGGACUGACUUUAAUGAAAAGACCAUCGUGAAGAAUCAACCAUCGCUGCUACGUUACGUCAGCCAGGACUCAGAUGGAUCCUAUAAAGUUACUUACAAGAAGAAAAUAUUCGACCGCAGGAACAACAAAUGGAAAGUAGUCGAACAGAAGGUAGUUGACGGUGCACAUGAUGUAGGCUACCCUGAAAUAGUCGAUGAUGUCACCAAUAGCACAACGACAACGUACACCACAAAAGUUUACGACACGAAGCUUGGCAAGUGGAAAAUCGUCGACGAAAAAUCAUAUGUAGACCCAAAAGCUUUCGUCCCCACUGAUAUUGCUCGAGAGAUAGAAAAAGAUAACACCGAUGUCGCCAACAUAACCACUACAACAGAAGUCACAAAGAUAUUUGAUGCCAGCAUCAACGAUUGGCGUGUUGUCGAUGAACGAACUCAUACGGACGUUAUUGAAAAAAUUGUGGAUCCACCGAAGAAAAUUGUGUUUAUUGACGAAUUUACUAAUAUCGAGAAAGAUACUCAAUAUCUCGAAAAUAUUAAAAAUGUUACUGACAUAUCUAACAAAUACUCAGAACACAAACACAUUUCGAAAAAUGUAUACGAUGAAGUUGAUCAUGUUGCCCGUGACACUAGAAAUACUUCAAUAAAUCUCGAUUCACGAAACACUGGAGUCGCUAACACUAAGAAGAAUAAAUCAACAUAUCAUCAGCAGAAUGACAAGUGCAUUUGUGAAAUUUGCACCUGUGGUCGACACCACUGCAGUCAGACGAGUUCCACCUUUUCUGAUAUCAAUAAAAACACUACAAGGGAAGAACUAAACAUCACACAUAGCGAACAACAUGACGCAUCAGAAGAAAAAUCUACCAUACGUAGAAACACAUGGACCAAAUCAGACAUUGAAAAUGCUAAACUCGGAAUAAGAAGCAAUAAAAACGAAAUAGAAUCUCAAUCCGAAACACAAAAUGUUACGAAAGUUAUUAACUCUAUCGACCUACCAACCGUAGUAAGACCAGGAGACAGUUUGAAAUCGGAUAUAGAAAAUGGUUCACUUAUACAGGAACCAUAUCAUUUAACAGAUAAAAGCGUUCAGAUCAUAAGAUCAGAUUUUUUGCAAAACGAAGAAGAAAGAGUAUUUCAACGAGGAAAUGAAGAAAACGAGGGGAAAUCAUAUUACAGCAAUGAAAAUACAUACCAAGUAACAGAACCUAAUGACAGCCCUUCACCAUUUCUCCCUAACGAAAGAACAAUUCGAGUUAUUCGUGAAGAUAAUUUGAACACAGAAGAGCAAACUAAAUUUACAGAAAAACAAGAGUAUCAAUUUAUUGACAGGCCGCAACUAAUAAGACCUUUGGACAAUCUGAAGUCAGAAGGUGAAUUCUAUACUCCAGAUAAAAUUAAGUUCCAGCCAGCAGAGAGACCAAUACAGAAGCGUCCAGAAGAUAAUCUGCGUCCAGAAGGUGAGUUUUAUACUCCCACAAAGAACAAUAAUAGACCAGGUCAAAGAACCGAGUCAAUAAGGCCGGAAAACAAUUUAUAUCCAGAGGGAGAAUUUACAUUACCAUCGAAGGAUGCAUUUCACCCAGCAGAAAAAAUUGUAAGAAUUAUUCGGGAAGACAAUCUAAAGACAGAAGGUGAAAUGACAUUUGAAGAAAAGCGAGAAUAUCAGUUCGUCACACGACCAGACCAAGUGAGACCUCUUGACAAUCUAAAAUCUGAAGGCGAAUUGUAUUCUCCAAAAAAAGAGCACUUCCGGCCUGCUGAGAGACCAACACAAAAGAAACCUGAGGAUAAUUUGCGUCCAGAGGGCGAUUUCUACACACCUGAUAAGGCAAAAUUCCAACCAGCUGAAAGGCCAAAACAGAAGAAGCCUGAAGAUAACUUGCAUCCCGAAGGAGAGUUUUAUGCUCCAGAUAAACCUUCGUUUAAGCCUGCUGAGAGACCAGUUCAAAAGCGACCCGAGGAUAACCUUAGACCUGAAGGCGACUUUUACUCUCCUGAAAAGGAGAAGUUCCGUCCAGCGGAAAGGCCAACACAAAAGAAACCUGAGGACAACUUACGUUCAGAGGGUGAUUUCUACACACCUGAUAAGGCCCCAUUCCAACCAGCUGAAAGGCCAAAGCAAAAGAAGCCUGAAGAUAACUUGUAUCCCGAAGGAGAAUUUACAGUUCCUUCAAAAGAAAAAUUCCGACCUGCUGAAAAGACUGUUAGAAUUAUUCGCGAAGAUAAUUUGAAAACCGAAGGUGAAAUGACAUUUGAAGAAAAGCGAGAAUAUCAGUUCGUUACACGACCAGACCAAGUGCGACCCCUUGACAAUCUGAAAUCUGAAGGCGAGUUUUAUUCUCCAGAAAAAGAGCACUUCCGGCCAGCUGAGAGACCAACACAAAAGAAACCUGAGGAUAACUUACGACCUGAGGGGGAUUUCUACACACCUGAUAAGGCCAAAUUCCAACCAGCUGAAAGGCCAAAACAGAAGAAGCCUGAAGAUAAUUUGCAUCCCGAAGGAGAAUUUUAUGCUCCAGAUAAACCCUCGUUCAAGCCUGCUGAGCGACCAGUUCAAAAGCGACCCGAGGAUAACCUAAGACCUGAAGGCGACUUUUACUCUCCUGAAAAGGAGAAGUUCCGUCCAGCGGAAAGGCUAACACAGAAGAAACCUGAGGAUAAUUUGCGUCCAGAGGGCGAAUUCUACACUCCUGAUAAGGCCAAAUUCCAACCAGCUGAAAGGCCAAAACAGAAGAAGCCUGAAGACAACUUGUAUCCCGAAGGAGAUUUUACAGUUCAUACAAAAGAACCAUUCCGACCUGCUGAAAAGACUGUUAGAAUUAUUCGCGAAGAUAAUUUGAAAACCGAAGGUGAAAUGACAUUUGAAGAAAAACAUAUAUACCAGUUUGUUACACGACCAGACCAAGUGAGACCCCUUGACAAUCUGAAACCUGAAGGCGAGUUUUAUUCUCCAGAAAAAGAGCACUUCCGGCCUGCUGAGCGACCAACGCAAAAGAAACCUGAAGAUAACUUACGUCCAGAGGGUGAUUUCUACACUCCUGAUAAGGCCAAAUUCCAACCAGCUGAAAGGCCAAAGCAAAAGAAGCCUGAAGAUAACUUGCAUCCCGAAGGAGAAUUCUAUGCUCCAGAUAAACCCUCGUUCAAGCCUGCUGAGAGACCAGUUCAAAAGCGACCCGAGGAUAACCUAAGACCUGAAGGUGACUUUUACUCUCCUGAAAAGGAGAAGUUCCGUCCAGCGGAAAGGCCAACACAGAAGAAACCUGAGGAUAAUUUGCGUCCAGAGGGCGAAUUCUACACUCCUGAUAAGGCCAAAUUCCAACCAGCUGAAAGGCCAAAACAGAAGAAGCCUGAAGAUAAUUUGCAUCCCGAAGGAGAAUUUUAUGCUCCAGAUAAACCCUCGUUCAAGCCUGCUGAGAGACCAGUUCAAAAGCGACCCGAGGAUAACCUUAGACCUGAAGGCGAAUUUUACUCUCCUGAAAAGGAGAAGUUCCGUCCAGCGGAAAGGCCAACACAGAAGAAACCUGAGGAUAAUUUGCGUCCAGAGGGCGAAUUCUACACUCCUGAUAAGGCUAAGUUUCAACCAGCAGAGAGGCCAAAGCAAAAGAGGCCCGAAGACAACUUGUAUCCCGAAGGAGAUUUUACAGUUCAUACAAAAGAACCAUUCCGACCUGCUGAAAAGACUGUUAGAAUUAUUCGCGAAGAUAAUUUGAAAACCGAAGGUGAAAUGACAUUUGAAGAAAAACAUAUAUACCAGUUUGUUACACGACCAGACCAAGUGAGACCCCUUGACAAUCUGAAACCUGAAGGCGAGUUUUAUUCUCCAGAAAAAGAGCACUUCCGGCCUGCUGAGCGACCAACGCAAAAGAAACCUGAAGAUAACUUACGUCCAGAGGGUGAUUUCUACACUCCUGAUAAGGCCAAAUUCCAACCAGCUGAAAGGCCAAAGCAAAAGAAGCCUGAAGAUAACUUGCAUCCCGAAGGAGAAUUCUAUGCUCCAGAUAAACCCUCGUUCAAGCCUGCUGAGAGACCAGUUCAAAAGCGACCCGAGGAUAACCUAAGACCUGAAGGUGACUUUUACUCUCCUGAAAAGGAGAAGUUCCGUCCAGCGGAAAGGCCAACACAGAAGAAACCUGAGGAUAAUUUGCGUCCAGAGGGCGAAUUCUACACUCCUGAUAAGGCCAAAUUCCAACCAGCUGAAAGGCCAAAACAGAAGAAGCCUGAAGAUAAUUUGCAUCCCGAAGGAGAAUUUUAUACACCAGAUAAACCCUCGUUCAAGCCUGCUGAGAGACCAGUUCAAAAGCGACCCGAGGAUAACCUAAGACCUGAAGGUGACUUUUACUCUCCUGAAAAGGAGAAGUUCCGUCCAGCGGAAAGGCCAACACAGAAGAAACCUGAGGAUAAUUUGCGUCCAGAGGGCGAAUUCUACACUCCUGAUAAGGCUAAGUUUCAACCAGCAGAGAGGCCAAAGCAAAAGAGGCCCGAAGACAACUUGUAUCCCGAAGGAGAUUUUACAGUUCAUACAAAAGAACCAUUCCGACCUGCUGAAAAGACUGUUAGAAUUAUUCGCGAAGAUAAUUUGAAAACCGAAGGUGAAAUGACAUUUGAAGAAAAACAUAUAUACCAGUUUGUUACACGACCAGACCAAGUGCGACCCCUUGACAAUCUGAAACCUGAAGGCGAGUUUUAUUCUCCAGAAAAAGAGCACUUCCGGCCUGCUGAGCGACCAACACAAAAGAAACCUGAAGAUAACUUACGUCCAGAGGGUGAUUUCUACACUCCUGAUAAGGCCAAAUUCCAACCAGCUGAAAGGCCAAAGCAAAAGAAGCCUGAAGAUAACUUGCAUCCCGAAGGAGAAUUUUAUGCUCCAGAUAAACCCUCGUUCAAGCCUGCUGAGAGACCAGUUCAAAAGCGACCCGAGGAUAACCUUAGACCUGAAGGCGACUUUUACUCUCCUGAAAAGGAGAAGUUCCGUCCAGCGGAAAGGCCAACACAGAAGAAACCUGAGGAUAAUUUGCGUCCAGAAGGAGAAUUCUACACUCCUGAUAAGGCCAAAUUCCAACCAGCUGAAAGGCCAAAACAGAAGAAGCCUGAAGAUAAUUUGCAUCCCGAAGGAGAAUUUUAUGCUCCAGAUAAACCCUCGUUCAAGCCUGCUGAGAGACCAGUUCAAAAGCGACCCGAGGAUAACCUUAGACCUGAAGGCGAAUUUUACUCUCCUGAAAAGGAGAAGUUCCGUCCAGCGGAAAGGCUAACACAGAAGAAACCUGAGGAUAAUUUGCGUCCAGAGGGCGAAUUUUACACUCCUGAUAAGGCUAAGUUUCAACCAGCAGAGAGGCCAAAGCAAAAGAGGCCCGAAGACAACUUGUAUCCCGAAGGAGAAUUUUAUGCUCCAGAUAAACCCUCGUUCAAGCCUGCUGAGAGACCAGUUCAAAAGCGACCCGAGGAUAACCUAAGACCUGAAGGUGACUUUUACUCUCCUGAAAAGGAGAAGUUCCGUCCAGCGGAAAGGCCAACACAGAAGAAACCUGAGGAUAAUUUGCGUCCAGAGGGCGAAUUCUACACUCCUGAUAAGGCUAAGUUUCAACCAGCAGAGAGGCCAAAGCAAAAGAGGCCCGAAGACAACUUGUAUCCCGAAGGAGAUUUUACAGUUCAUACAAAAGAACUAUUCCGACCUGCUGAAAAGAUUGUUAGAAUUAUUCGCGAAGAUAAUUUGAAAACCGAAGGUGAAAUGACAUUUGAAGAAAAACAUAUAUACCAGUUUGUUACACGACCAGAGCAAGUGAGACCCCUUGACAAUCUGAAACCUGAAGGCGAGUUUUAUUCUCCAGAAAAAGAGCAUUUCCGGCCUGCUGAGCGACCAACGCAAAAGAAACCUGAAGAUAACUUACGUCCAGAGGGUGAUUUCUACACUCCUGAUAAGGCCAAAUUCCAACCAGCUGAAAGGCCAAAGCAAAAGAAGCCUGAAGAUAACUUGCAUCCCGAAGGAGAAUUUUAUGCUCCAGAUAAACCUUCGUUCAAGCCUGCUGAGAGACCAGUUCAAAAGCGACCCGAGGAUAACCUAAGACCUGAAGGCGACUUUUACUCUCCUGAAAAGGAGAAGUUCCGUCCAGCGGAAAGGCCAACACAGAAGAAACCUGAGGAUAAUUUACGUCCAGAGGGAGAAUUCUACACUCCUGAUAAGGCCAAAUUCCAACCAGCUGAAAGGCCAAAACAGAAGAAGCCUGAAGAUAAUUUGCAUCCCGAAGGAGAAUUUUAUGCUCCAGAUAAACCCUCGUUCAAGCCUGCUGAGAGACCAGUUCAAAAGCGACCCGAGGAUAACCUUAGACCUGAAGGCGAAUUUUACUCUCCUGAAAAGGAGAAGUUCCGUCCAGCAGAAAGGCUAACACAGAAGAAACCUGAGGAUAAUUUGCGUCCAGAGGGCGAAUUUUACACUCCUGAUAAGGCUAAGUUUCAACCAGCAGAGAGGCCAAAGCAAAAGAGGCCCGAAGACAACUUGUAUCCCGAAGGAGAAUUUUAUGCUCCAGAUAAACCCUCGUUCAAGCCUGCUGAGAGACCAGUUCAAAAGCGACCCGAGGAUAACCUAAGACCUGAAGGUGACUUUUACUCUCCUGAAAAGGAGAAGUUCCGUCCAGCGGAAAGGCCAACACAGAAGAAACCUGAGGAUAAUUUGCGUCCAGAGGGCGAAUUCUACACUCCUGUUAAGGCUAAGUUUCACUCAGCAGAGAGGCCAAAGCAAAAGAGGCCCGAAGACAACUUGUAUCCCGAAGGAGAUUUUACAGUUCAUACAAAAGAACCAUUCCGACCUGCUGAAAAGACUGUUAGAAUUAUUCGCGAAGAUAAUUUGAAAACCGAAGGUGAAAUGACAUUUGAAGAAAAACAUAUAUACCAGUUUGUUACACGACCAGAGCAAGUGAGACCCCUUGACAAUCUGAAACCUGAAGGCGAGUUUUAUUCUCCAGAAAAAGAGCACUUCCGGCCUGCUGAGCGACCAACGCAAAAGAAACCUGAAGAUAACUUACGUCCAGAGGGUGAUUUCUACACUCCUGAUAAGGCCAAAUUCCAACCAGCUGAAAGGCCAAAGCAAAAGAAGCCUGAAGAUAACUUGCAUCCCGAAGGAGAAUUUUAUGCUCCAGAUAAACCCUCGUUCAAGCCUGCUGAGAGACCAGUUCAAAAGCGACCCGAGGAUAACCUAAGACCUGAAGGCGACUUUUACUCUCCUGAAAAGGAGAAGUUCCGUCCAGCGGAAAGGCCAACACAGAAGAAACCUGAGGAUAAUUUGCGUCCAGAGGGAGAAUUCUACACUCCUGAUAAGACCAAAUUCCAACCAGCUGAAAGGCCAAAACAGAAGAAGCCUGAAGAUAAUUUGCAUCCCGAAGGAGAAUUUUAUACACCAGAUAAACCCUCGUUCAAGCCUGCUGAGAGACCAGUUCAAAAGCGACCCGAGGAUAACCUUAGACCUGAAGGCGAAUUUUACUCUCCUGAAAAGGAGAAGUUCCGUCCAGCGGAAAGGCCAACACAGAAGAAACCUGAGGAUAAUUUGCGUCCAGAGGGCGAAUUUUACACUCCUGAUAAGCCUAAGUUUCAACCAGCAGAGAGGCCAAAGCAAAAGAGGCCCGAAGAUAACUUGUAUCCCGAAGGAGAUUUUACAGUUCAAUUAAAAGAACCAUUCCGACCUGCUGAAAAGACUGUUAGAAUUAUUCGCGAAGAUAAUUUGAAAACCGAAGGUGAAAUGACAUUUGAAGAAAAACAUAUAUACCAGUUUGUUACGCGACCAGACCAAGUGAGACCCCUUGACAAUCUGAAACCUGAAGGCGAGUUUUAUUCUCCAGAAAAAGAGCACUUCCGGCCUGCUGAGCGACCAACGCAAAAGAAACCUGAAGAUAACUUACGUCCAGAGGGUGAUUUCUACACUCCUGAUAAGGCCAAAUUCCAACCAGCUGAAAGGCCAAAGCAAAAGAAGCCUGAAGAUAACUUGCAUCCCGAAGGAGAAUUCUAUGCUCCAGAUAAACCCUCGUUCAAGCCUGCUGAGAGACCAGUUCAAAAGCGACCCGAGGAUAACCUAAGACCUGAAGGCGACUUUUACUCUCCUGAAAAGGAGAAGUUCCGUCCAGCGGAAAGGCCAACACAGAAGAAACCUGAGGAUAAUUUGCGUCCAGAGGGCGAAUUCUACACUCCUGAUAAGGCCAAAUUCCAACCAGCUGAAAGGCCAAAACAGAAGAAGCCUGAAGAUAAUUUGCAUCCCGAAGGAGAAUUUUAUGCUCCAGAUAAACCCUCGUUCAAGCCUGCUGAGAGACCAGUUCAAAAGCGACCCGAGGAUAACCUUAGACCUGAAGGCGACUUUUACUCUCCUGAAAAGGAGAAGUUCCGUCCAGCGGAAAGGCCAACACAGAAGAAACCUGAGGAUAAUUUGCGUCCAGAGGGCGAAUUCUACACUCCUGAUAAGGCUAAGUUUCAACCAGCAGAGAGGCCAAAGCAAAAGAGGCCCGAAGACAACUUGUAUCCCGAAGGAGAUUUUACAGUUCAUUCAAAAGAACCAUUCCGACCUGCUGAAAAGACUGUUAGAAUUAUUCGCGAAGAUAAUUUGAAAACCGAAGGUGAAAUGACAUUUGAAGAAAAACAUAUUUACCAGUUUGUUACACGACCAGACCAAGUGAGACCGCUUGACAAUCUGAAACCUGAAGGCGAGUUUUAUUCUCCAGAAAAAGAGCACUUCCGGCCUGCUGAGCGACCAACGCAAAAGAAACCUGAAGAUAACUUACGUCCAGAGGGUGAUUUCUACACUCCUGAUAAGGCCAAAUUCCAACCAGCUGAAAGGCCAAAGCAAAAGAAGCCUGAAGAUAACUUGCAUCCCGAAGGAGAAUUCUAUGCUCCAGAUAAACCCUCGUUCAAGCCUGCUGAGAGACCAGUUCAAAAGCGACCCGAGGAUAACCUAAGACCUGAAGGCGACUUUUACUCUCCUGAAAAGGAGAAGUUCCGUCCAGCGGAAAGGCCAACACAGAAGAAACCUGAGGAUAAUUUGCGUCCAGAGGGAGAAUUCUACACUCCUGAUAAGGCCAAAUUCCAACCAGCUGAAAGGCCAAAACAGAAGAAGCCUGAAGAUAAUUUGCAUCCCGAAGGAGAAUUUUAUACACCAGAUAAACCCUCGUUCAAGCCUGCUGAGAGACCAGUUCAAAAGCGACCCGAGGAUAACCUUAGACCUGAAGGCGAAUUUUACUCUCCUGAAAAGGAGAAGUUCCGUCCAGCGGAAAGGCCAACACAGAAGAAACCUGAGGAUAAUUUGCGUCCAGAGGGCGAAUUUUACACUCCUGAUAAGCCUAAGUUUCAACCAGCAGAGAGGCCAAAGCAAAAGAGGCCCGAAGAUAACUUGUAUCCCGAAGGAGAUUUUACAGUUCAAUUAAAAGAACCAUUCCGACCUGCUGAAAAGACUGUUAGAAUUAUUCGCGAAGAUAAUUUGAAAACCGAAGGUGAAAUGACAUUUGAAGAAAAACAUAUAUACCAGUUUGUUACACGACCAGACCAAGUGAGACCCCUUGACAAUCUGAAACCUGAAGGCGAGUUUUAUUCUCCAGAAAAAGAGCACUUCCGGCCUGCUGAGCGACCAACGCAAAAGAAACCUGAAGAUAACUUACGUCCAGAGGGUGAUUUCUACACUCCUGAUAAGGCCAAAUUCCAACCAGCUGAAAGGCCAAAGCAAAAGAAGCCUGAAGAUAACUUGCAUCCCGAAGGAGAAUUCUAUGCUCCAGAUAAACCCUCGUUCAAGCCUGCUGAGAGACCAGUUCAAAAGCGACCCGAGGAUAACCUAAGACCUGAAGGCGACUUUUACUCUCCUGAAAAGGAGAAGUUCCGUCCAGCGGAAAGGCCAACACAGAAGAAACCUGAGGAUAAUUUGCGUCCAGAGGGCGAAUUCUACACUCCUGAUAAGGCCAAAUUCCAACCAGCUGAAAGGCCAAAACAGAAGAAGCCUGAAGAUAAUUUGCAUCCCGAAGGAGAAUUUUAUGCUCCAGAUAAACCCUCGUUUAAGCCUGCUGAGAGACCAGUUCAAAAGCGACCCGAGGAUAACCUUAGACCUGAAGGCGACUUUUACUCUCCUGAAAAGGAGAAGUUCCGUCCAGCGGAAAGGCCAACACAGAAGAAACCUGAGGAUAAUUUGCGUCCAGAGGGCGAAUUCUACACUCCUGAUAAGGCUAAGUUUCAACCAGCAGAGAGGCCAAAGCAAAAGAGGCCCGAAGACAACUUGUAUCCCGAAGGAGAUUUUACAGUUCAUUCAAAAGAACCAUUCCGACCUGCUGAAAAGACUGUUAGAAUUAUUCGCGAAGAUAAUUUGAAAACCGAAGGUGAAAUGACAUUUGAAGAAAAACAUAUUUACCAGUUUGUUACACGACCAGACCAAGUGAGACCGCUUGACAAUCUGAAACCUGAAGGCGAGUUUUAUUCUCCAGAAAAAGAGCACUUCCGGCCUGCUGAGCGACCAACGCAAAAGAAACCUGAAGAUAACUUACGUCCAGAGGGUGAUUUCUACACUCCUGAUAAGGCCAAAUUCCAACCAGCUGAAAGGCCAAAACAGAAGAAGCCUGAAGAUAAUUUGCAUCCCGAAGGAGAAUUUUAUACACCAGAUAAACCCUCGUUCAAGCCUGCUGAGAGACCAGUUCAAAAGCGACCCGAGGAUAACCUUAGACCUGAAGGCGAAUUUUACUCUCCUGAAAAGGAGAAGUUCCGUCCAGCGGAAAGGCCAACACAGAAGAAACCUGAGGAUAAUUUGCGUCCAGAGGGCGAAUUUUACACUCCUGAUAAGCCUAAGUUUCAACCAGCAGAGAGGCCAAAGCAAAAGAGGCCCGAAGAUAACUUGUAUCCCGAAGGAGAUUUUACAGUUCAAUUAAAAGAACCAUUCCGACCUGCUGAAAAGACUGUUAGAAUUAUUCGCGAAGAUAAUUUGAAAACCGAAGGUGAAAUGACAUUUGAAGAAAAACAUAUAUACCAGUUUGUUACACGACCAGACCAAGUGAGACCCCUUGACAAUCUGAAACCUGAAGGCGAGUUUUAUUCUCCAGAAAAAGAGCACUUCCGGCCUGCUGAGCGACCAACGCAAAAGAAACCUGAAGAUAACUUACGUCCAGAGGGUGAUUUCUACACUCCUGAUAAGGCCAAAUUCCAACCAGCUGAAAGGCCAAAGCAAAAGAAGCCUGAAGAUAACUUGCAUCCCGAAGGAGAAUUCUAUGCUCCAGAUAAACCCUCGUUCAAGCCUGCUGAGAGACCAGUUCAAAAGCGACCCGAGGAUAACCUAAGACCUGAAGGCGACUUUUACUCUCCUGAAAAGGAGAAGUUCCGUCCAGCGGAAAGGCCAACACAGAAGAAACCUGAGGAUAAUUUGCGUCCAGAGGGCGAAUUCUACACUCCUGAUAAGGCCAAAUUCCAACCAUCUGAAAGGCCAAAACAGAAGAAGCCUGAAGAUAAUUUGCAUCCCGAAGGAGAAUUUUAUGCUCCAGAUAAACCCUCGUUCAAGCCUGCUGAGAGACCAGUUCAAAAGCGACCCGAGGAUAACCUUAGACCUGAAGGCGACUUUUACUCUCCUGAAAAGGAGAAGUUCCGUCCAGCGGAAAGGCCAACACAGAAGAAACCUGAAGAUAAUUUGCGUCCAGAAGGAGAAUUCUACACUCCUGAUAAGGCCAAAUUCCAACCAGCUGAAAGGCCAAAGCAAAAGAAGCCUGAAGAUAACUUGCAUUCCGAAGGAGAAUUCUAUGCUCCAGAUAAGCCCUCCUUCAAGCCUGCUGAGAGACCAGUUCAAAAGCGACCCGAGGAUAACCUUAGACCUGAAGGCGACUUUUACUCUACUGAAAAGGAGAAGUUCCGUCCAGCGGAAAGGCCAACACAGAAGAAACCUGAGGAUAAUUUGCGUCCAGAGGGCGAUUUCUACACACCUGACAAAGCUAAGUUUCAACCAGCAGAAAGGCCAAAGCAAAAGAAGCCCAAAGACAACUUGCAUCCUGAAGGAGAAUUUACAGUUCCAUCAAAAGAAACAUUCCGACCUGCUGAAAAGACUGUUAGAAUUAUUCACGAAGAUAAUCUGAGAACAGAGGGUAAAAUGACGUUUGAGGAAAAGCAUGAAUAUCAGUUCGUCACACGACCAGACCAAGUGAGACCCCUUGACAAUCUGAAAUCUGAAGGCGAGUUUUAUUCUCCAGAGAAAGAGCACUUCCGGCCAGCUGAGAGACCAACGCAAAAGAAACCUGAGGAUAAUUUGCGUCCUGAGGGUGAUUUCUACACUCCUGAUAAGGCCAAAUUCCAACCAUCUGAAAGGCCAAAACAGAAGAAGCCUGAAGAUAAUUUGCAUCCCGAAGGAGAAUUUUAUGCUCCAGAUAAACCCUCGUUCAAGCCUGCUGAGAGACCAGUUCAAAAGCGACCCGAGGAUAACCUAAGACCUGAAGGCGAAUUUUACUCUCCUGAAAAGGAAAAGUUCCGUCCAGCGGAAAGGCCCACACAGAAGAAACCUGAAGAUAAUUUGCGUCCAGAGGGCGAUUUCUUCACUCCCGAUAAGGACAAAUUCCAACCAGCAGAAAGGCCAAAGCAAAAGAAGCCCCAAGACAACCUGCAUCCUGAAGGAGAAUUUACAGUUCCAUCAAAAGAAACAGAAAAGGAGAAGUACAGACCUGCUGAGAGACCUACUCAAAAAAUACCUCAGGAUAAUUUGCGUCCUGAGGGUGAGUUCUACACUCCCGAUAAGGCUAAAUUCCAGCCAGCGGAGAGGCCAAAGCAAAAGAAACCAGAAGAUAACUUACAUCCCGAAGGAGAACUUACAGUGCCGUCUAAGGAAUCUUUCCGACCAGCUGAAAAAUCAUUCCAAGUUAUACAUCAGGAUAAUCUUAAAACAGAAGGUGAAAUGACAUUUGAAGCAAAACGCGAAUAUCAUUCUGUCCGAAGACCGACUCCAAUUCGGCCGACAGAUAACUUGAAACCUGAAGGUGAAUUUUAUUCUUCUCAAGAUUCAAAGAAACAGCAUGUUGUUAAAGACGAAGUUGAUUCAAUAGAUUUGAAAAAGCAAGUUUUGAACAAAAAUAAAAACACUAUUUCCGUAACGCCUUUCAAACCAAAGGACAAUCUUAAAAUUGAAGGAGAAAUGAAUAUUUAUAAAAGAGAUCAAGUUCAACGCAAUUCAAAAUUCGAAAAGGUUGAAAAAACGACUCAUGAAGUCAGUUCACAGCUUGAUGGAUCAAAAACAGUUAUAUGCAAAGAAGAAUACAAGUAUGUAAGAAGGCCAGAACAAAUUAAACCUGUAGAUAAUCUACGUUUAGAAGGGGAGAUGUAUACUAAGGAAAAACAGAACUUCCAACCUGCUGAAAAACAAUUCCCUCAAAAACCGACUGAUAAUUUGAAGUUGGAAGGUAAUCUUACAAUGUCAAAAAGUUCUUCAAAAACCAAUAAUACCAGCAAAGAAUUAAACAGCUCGACAUUUUCCAGAACAAUUGCUACUAAGCCCAAAGACAAUCUUAGAUCUGAGGGUCACCUUGAAUUUCCUAGUAAGGUUACAACAAGCUCAAAAACAAAAUCCGAUUCUUCUUCUUCUUUAUAUAACCGGACAAUUGUUACAAAAUCAAAGCAUUCGCAUAAUAAAUCUUCGAUAUCCCUAGGCACAGAUGAAUCUAUUUUGAAAACAACAAACCAAAUCAGCUUCGUCAAUGCUAAAACAGCAGUUAAUGCCAACGAUAUGAACACUGAUAAACCUACUGAUGGGCUCGUAGUCGUUUCCACGAAAAAGGUUACUACUGUUGUUAGCAAUAAAAAUCGCAAGGAACCUGAAACGCAAUACAUUAAAAGGCAUGAUAAGGUCAAUAUAAUCGAAAAAACUUCAAAAGCUAAACAAGAAACUAAUAUUCUUAACUCUUCCAAUACAAAAGAAGCUUCUGAAACUCUUACUAUAAAUAAAAUUAGCCAGCCAAUACAGUCGUCUUCAAGCAUUUCUAACUUACAAAAAACUGAAAACGGAAAAUUAGCAGUGUCCUCCUCUUCGACCUGUAUAUCAUCAAAUCAAUCUAUGAAUUCCUUUUCAAAGUCUUCGUCGAGUUCUUCCACGCUUAAUCAAACUUCAAGGUCUUAUGGGACAACGCAAAACAUUCAGAGUGGAAGCCAAUCAGUAGACGCCAAACACUUUCACCAUAGGAAAACCGCAUUUACGUCAGAAGAAAAUGUCGCAAAUUCUAUAUUGCACCGAAAAGGCACUUCUAACGAAAGCAAUCAAUUUGGUGGUCUUAGUUCCAGUGGAAAAAUUCAAAGGCGGAGUAUUAACAAUUUACAUGAGCAGUCUUCAGUAUUCAGUAGUGUAGGCGGUGAAAGGCAAAGUUAUAGCACAAUUCACAGGCAAAAUAAAGAGCAUGAUUCCAAGUCAAUUUCAUCUCACAGCCAUCAAAAGCUUACAGAGUAUAAUGGUAUCGCAUUUCCCUCAUACACUCAAGACCGAGUCGUCACUCGAAAAACUGGUAAUCAAUCAACAUUUUCUUUGGGAAGUGAAAAAUCAGUCUCCACUAGCCAGUAUAAGUCAGAGUUUUCGACAAUGCCAAAAGUAACUUGUGCUGUACAUGAUAUAAAAAAAGGUGCUUUCCAUCAUACUAGAGACACAAAAGAUCACAAGUUCUUCAAAACUACAAUGAACUGAUAUUAUAUUGGAGCUACUAUAUACUGAUACUCACAUAUCGCACCUAAUCGUUAUAGGUAUUAUUCUUAUUAUUGUACUAACCAUUUUCACAUUGAAAUAAAACGCAUUUUUCAAAAAAA